Molecule: messenger RNA, 3291 nt
Organism: Trichophyton verrucosum HKI 0517
Lineage: Eukaryota; Fungi; Ascomycota; Eurotiomycetes; Onygenales; Arthrodermataceae
Product: phosphatidylserine decarboxylase Psd2, putative
Exons: 5
Coding region: 1-3291 (1096 amino acids)
Biological process (GO): phospholipid biosynthetic process
Molecular function (GO): calcium ion binding; phosphatidylserine decarboxylase activity
Source: RefSeq, a predicted model, not a curated record
AUGGUCCGCCUACCGCUUCCUCACCGGCGCAGUGGGAACCGUUCCCCUAAGAUUGGCGCUGCUUCUUCUCAAGAUGACCUCUCUGCCUCCUCGACCGGGACCUCCGAGACCAAAUACCCGUUGAUCUUAAAGACACAGGUUAUCAGCGGCCGCAAUCUAGCUGCAAAGGAUAGGAAUGGCAUGAGUGAUCCCUACCUGGUGGUCACGUUAGGUCAUGCAAGAGAGUCCACCCCGACAAUCAGCAAGACUCUGAACCCAGAGUGGAACGUCUGCUUUGAUCUGCCGAUUGUUGGAGUCCCGCUGCUCGAAUGCGUCUGUUGGGAUAAGGAUAGGUUUGGCAAGGAUUACAUGGGCGAGUUUGAUAUCGCACUGGAAGAUAUAUUCUCAAAUGGCCAGGUUCAGCAGGAGCCCCAAUGGUACGACCUCCAAUCGAAAUGGAAGACAAGCAGCAAGAAGAACAACGACGUCUCCGGCCAGAUUCAACUGCAAUUCUCUCUUGUCGACCCCUCCAACCCUUCUGCUCCCCCAGACCAGAUCCUUUCAAAGUUCAAGAACCUCAUCCGCAACAGUGACGACGAGGAAGAAGAUGCUACCCCAACUACGUCCGGAGAUAAUGAGGAAGUCGGUGAGAGCUCAAGGGAGGACCUGACCAGACCAGAUGCUAUUGCUCAGCAACGACAAAAGUCAAAGGUUGCUCGGCUCAAGCGAAGGUCCAUUGCCGUACGGGCAUAUGAAUUCUGCGGAGCUAAAGACGGCGUGGUUGGCAUUGUCUUCAUUGAAAUAAACAAGGUCCUUGACCUACCCCCGGAAAAAAAUAUGACCCGCACAUCCUUUGACAUGGACCCGUUCGUGGUCACCUCUCUGGGUAAAAAAACCAUGAGAACCCGUGUCAUUCGUCAUAACCUAAACCCAGUCUUUGACGAGAAGAUGGUAUUCCAAGUGAUGAAGCAUGAACAAGCUUACUCCAUCAACUUUACCGUCAUUGACAGAGACAAGCUGUCUGGAAACGACUUCGUUGCCUCCACAAACUUCCCCCUGCAGACUCUUAUUCAGGCUGGCCCUGAAGCCGACCCAGAGACUGGCCUAUACGAACUACUCGACCUUCCCCAGGAUCCGGUUGAGCCCACUACCCCUCAAAGCUCCUCCAAAUCUAGAUUCAGACUCACCCUAUCUCGCUCUACUUCAGCUUCGAACCUCGCUAAGAUGGCAAAACCAUCCCUGAAGUCAAAAUCCUCAGCUGCCUCGUUAGCGAGCCAGUACCAGCAGGAAAACCAGCAGCCGGCUCCAACAUCCAACCCUACUGCAUCUCAAGCUGAUUCCGCUGCUACCCUGCACGUUCCGGGGAGCAUUUCACCCCCUUCUCCAGACAAGACUGGAUUCCCUUCUACUAACCCCGACACAGAAGCAUUUAAACAUUACGUUAUACCUCUCACAUUGAAGAACAAAGACAGGUGGGAGGACAAGCAUAACCCAGAACUUCAUAUCAAAGCCAAGUAUAUGCCUUAUCCAGCUCUGAGGCAGCAGUUCUGGCGCGUCAUGCUCCGACAGUACGACGCCGACGAGAGCGGACGUAUCAGUAAAAUCGAAUUGACCACUAUGCUCGACACCCUAGGCUCGACUUUGAAAGACUCAACCAUCGACGGAUUCUUCCAUAGAUUUGCUGCAGAAAAUGAAUCGACCGGAGAUACCAUGGAUCUCACUUUUGAUCAGGCGGUGAUCUGUCUUGAGGAGAAACUUCAGGAGUUGCAAAAGAAGACGGUGGGCGCCACCAUGUCUAAAUUAGUGCAAUUCCCAUCGUCCUCUUCAGGGCCGUUAGAAAGUGAGAUCCUACCCGAUGGUGAAGAUGAAGAAGAUGAGGAUGAUAACGGUCUCCUCACCCCUGCUGGGGGCGGCGGUACCCGCCUGACUUUGAACCCUGCGCAUACUAACCUUGAGCUACCAACAGUAUCUACUACAACUAGUCGCGACGAAUCGAUUUCUGGAAGCGAUGAAGGCAUCAACUCGCCUCAGGGUGACCUCACUGACGAGCGAGGCGAAGAACAUGUCAUUGAGAUCCGCGAGUGUCCUCUAUGCCACCAGCCUCGGCUGGGUAAGCGGUCCGAUGCAGAUAUCAUCACCCAUCUUGCUACCUGUGCCAGUCAGGACUGGAGACAGGUAGACAAUUUGGUCAUGGGUGGCUUCGUAACCUCCAGCCAGGCACAGAGGAAAUGGUACAGCAAAGUCAUCACUAAGCUGUCCUAUGGAGGAUAUAAGAUUGGCGCCAAUUCGGCCAACAUCUUGGUACAGGAUCGCUUGACCGGGCAGAUCAACGAAGAGAAAAUGAGCGUAUAUGUUCGAUUGGGAAUUCGACUGCUGUACAAGGGAUUGAAGAGCAGGGAAAUGGAGAAGAAGAGAAGUUCGUCAGCCAGCUUUUACCUACCCCCUCACAUUCUCACACACAAGUAUAAUCAGCCGCUAACCCAACUUACUUGUUUUUCAGUUCGUAAAAUGCUCAAAUCCUUGAGUAUCAAGCAAGGUCGGAAAUAUGAUGACCCUGCUUCGUCUAGCCAAAUUGAGGCAUUCAUUGAAUUCCAUCAACUUGACAUGAGCGAAGUGCUGCUCCCCUUAGACCAGUUCAAGUCCUUCAACGAAUUCUUCUACCGCGCCCUGAAACCAGGCGCGCGUCCCUGCUCAGCUCCCGAUGAUCCCAACAUCAUCGUAUCUCCCGCUGACUGUCGCUCCGUGGUCUUCGAUCGCAUUACUGAAGCCACUCAGAUCUGGGUCAAGGGCCGUGAAUUCUCCAUCGAACGACUUCUCGGGAAAGCUUAUCCCGAGGACGUGGAGCGCUAUAAGAACGGGGCUCUCGGCAUCUUCCGUCUUGCUCCACAAGACUACCACCGCUUCCAUAUCCCCGUUGAUGGAACUCUCGGCACUCCCAAGACCAUUGAGGGAGAGUAUUACACCGUGAACCCAAUGGCUAUUCGUUCAGCAUUGGACGUUUACGGCGAGAAUGUUCGAAUCAUCGUCCCCAUCGACUCUGUUGCUCAUGGCCGUGUGAUGGUCAUCUGUGUUGGUGCAAUGAUGGUCGGCAGCACUGUGAUCACUCAGGAGGCUGGUGCAAAGGUCUCCAGAACCGACGAACUUGGAUACUUUAAGUUCGGAGGAAGUACCCUUUUAGUCCUUUUCGAGCCAGGCCGAAUGAACUUCGACACCGAUUUGGUCGAUAACUCCAAGGGUGCCUUGGAAACAUUGGUAUGUUGGCGAGCUCUCCUCUACUUAUUUCUCUCUCCUCCUCCUCCUCCUCCUUUAUAG